UCAAAGUACAAUGUAUCAAAACAUACAUAUUUUUUAUUCCGUCUUGAAAAAUGUCAUUCAUUGUGAAAACGUGAAGUGCGAGUGCUACACGUUGAAAGAGAUAUUGUUAUAACGGUGGUAAAUAAUUUACCUGAUAGUCAGAAUGAGAUUCUUACUGUUCUUGGUGUGUAUACUUACAGCUGUUUUCGCUGUUCCAUAUUUACAAGAGCCUGAAAAUUCUGUAUCGGAAGACCCACUCGUGGAUAUAAUAAACAAACCCUAAACGCUAUCAUCCAAAAGAUCGGCGAUCCACUCACACCAAACGAUAUCCACCUCGAAUUCAAUCACGAUGGAAUCUUAACUGGAUUCCUCAACAGUUCCGCAAUACUAAUAAACGGUUUGAAAAGGACGUAUGCCUCGGUAAUAAAAGUUGAAGAAGGCUAUGAUAUGGCUGACAUCACCCUAAAUGUGCCUGAUUUGAUAGGAAAUUUCAUGUAUGCAAUUGAUGCACUUGCUUUAGAUUUGGUGCCACUUUAUGGCUCAGGAAACAUGAAUGUGAUCAUCCGAAACCUUAUUAUUGAUAUGAGAGUGCCUACAUCUUUGGAUGAUCUUAAGAAUGCCACUAUUCUGUUCCAUGUCGGCAGUUCAGUGUUUAAUACUCAAGGCAUCCUGAACAACCCAGAGUUCUCAGCUCUCCUCAACACAGCUCUGAAUGACAACUUCGCCAUUUUCGUCAACCACAACAACAAGGUCAUCUCCAAAAUGAUCGUCUACAUAAUCGAAAAAAUAUACGGAGAUUUGACUACUGAUGACGGUUAUAUUACAUUGGAUACAAAGGCUUUCAAAUUUUAAUGCACAAAAUUAAUGUGUACUAUGUAGACAGUGACUGUUAAAAUAUAGUGUUAGAGUAGGUAUUGACUCUUCUUCUUUCCACAUGAAUACCGGUGGCCCACAUGGUUACAUCUACGCAUUGAUUACUCCAAAGGGGUGGUCCUCAGAGAUCGGCUUGAGAACCGGUACUAUUUCUGACCUAGAAACAGCUUAAUUUAUUGCUCGAUGAGGCUGUCUAAGACAAUCAUUAUGAAAUUGGCACUAGAGAAUAAUCCUAUAAUUCGAAAUCGGUGAGGGUUAAGACGUUACC
Messenger RNA from Acanthoscelides obtectus, 1120 nucleotides. NCBI's taxonomy places the organism in Eukaryota, Metazoa, Arthropoda, Insecta, Coleoptera, Chrysomelidae. The record is from the annotation of a GenBank genome assembly.